AUGGCACGCGCCGCAGCGCCCCCGCGUCGGGUGACCCGAAGCCAAAGCCGCGAGCCUGCCAAGAAUGGCACAAGUCCUGUCAAAGGAGCCCAUCCAGCUGGGAAGAGAGCAACUGGGAAGACAGCAGCUGGGAAGACAGCAGCUGGGAAUACAGCAGCUGGGAAGACUACCACUGGUAAGACUACCACUGGAUUGAACACGGUGGCCGAGGAAUCGCCGCGCAAGUCACGCCAGAAAGGUACUGCAACCUCGCUUGUCACUGAGUCUCCCGAAAACCACGAAGGCCACACCAACCUGUCCGGUACGACAUUCUUGACUGACGCCCAUUCUCGCCGAGAUGGCCACUGGAAUCCACACGAGGAGGCCAAACUCCAAACACUCAUCAUGCUCGAUGAGUUUCCCGGCCUCCACGAGGCGACGGAUCGUAUUCUGGGCUUGUACAAGGCGCACGGAGCUGAUCCAAAACCAAUUCUUACCAUCGCAAAAAGACAUGCGGACCCCACAACUACCGAAAACAGACGCCUAGCCCCCGCGAUAAAAAGACUACUCGCCCAGAUGGAAACGUUUACCGAGCGUCAGUUUAUCCGGCCGUUUGAUAUCUCGACCAAGAUCGAGCCGGUGCCUGCUACACGGCACUUUGGAGAAUGGAAUCCAAUGCCUCUUGUGUACAGAGCCAAUUGUGCUCGUCUAGCGCUGUUCGUUUUCAACGCGACAAAGAACCCAGUUUCUCGCGGAAACAUCGUCCGAGAGCUAGAGGAGGAACAUUUCCCUCAGCCUUUCCUGCAAAGCAUCGUCAAGGACACUGAAUCCUUACCCACCCCUGGGGAGCAACUCAUAAGCAGCAAGGAUGAGAAAGGGUUUGAUGCUGUCCAAUGUCUGCUGGAAACGUUCUACAAUAAAGAGGCACUGGAAGACGCAAUCAAGGAGAACGGUUCUCCUGACCCUGACUCCGCCCCUCCCCCUGCUAGUCUGCGCGGAUUCCCUGUCGAAGGUCUCAGUGACGAGAUGGGUCUUCUUCCCGAGGCCUUCCAUGUCACCGUCACUGACCACGUCUUGGAGUUGCAGGAGGCUAUAGUCAACGAGGACGACGAGGUUGACCCGAAGGCCUUGCAAGCUGCUUUCUCGUGGAAUCGCCUUCAGAUGCGCACUGCGCGGUUUUUGUGGUCCCGCGAGCAAGAACUUCGUCAUCAGGUAGAAAUGCUGCCGGAGGUGGAUGAUGUCAGGGAAUACAUCGAGACAAGGGCCGACGAUGGUGAUCUUUCGUUUUGGGAGGCCGAGAAUUCUGACCAGCAAAAGUCAAAGUCACCACACCCCGAAACGGAAAGCCAGCAGCGCAGCGAGCAAGUGCUGCCUUCUACGGAAAGGGAUGAAGGAGAUACCCCAUCUCCUCUACUCCCGGGAACUUCCACUGAGGGGGCGGAAGCACAGAUUCCUCAGUCCUCUGCGGCUGUUGUAAAGGGAACUCCAAAUCGCCAAAAUACUCAAUAUUCCGCGGCUGCUGUACAAGGAACUCCAGCUCGCCAAACGUCUCAACUCUCUACGCCUGUUGGACGAAGAACCCCAGCCUGCCAAACUAAGCAGAUUCAAAGAACACCCGAACACCCGGCCUCUGUAGGACAGAGAAAUUCAGCGAGCCAGAAAAAGCAGUCCACGUCCAAGAGUGAACUCAAUAAGAAGCCUUCCAAGCGUUCGAGUGAGAAAACCAUGGCGACCCAUAUGGACUUAAUGAAGAAGCGCAGAGAAGCUCGUCGGCAACGCGAAGCGGUCAAUGCAACGCCGCAAACCGCCCGCCGCUCCUCUGCGGCGGAAGAUGGCGACUUUCCUUCCGUUGGAACGUUGAUCCGCGAUGCUGCUGCCACCCGUAACGCUAGAUCGCCCAUGGAGGUUGCGCAAACGCCUGAGCCGGAACAAGGGCACCGGGUAAUGGAUGCCGAUUCUACUCUUCUCGGGGACGGCGAUGAUCUGGACUUGACGAAUCCCCAUGAGAACGAUCUCAUGCAGUCCAACAGUCCCCCUGGCUCUGAAAGAACGCGCCAAGUCAGCUAUAACCAGGGCCGAUUUUUUGGCUCUCCUCAGAAAAGUCAAACGUCAGGCCCGCAAAAGCAGAAACAGUCCACGCCACGACGGACCCUCCUCGACCCUCAGAACACUCGCUCGCGAGUUAUCUGGACUGAUGAUGAGGACAGUCCGCAUGCCGAAGAACAUCAGCCGCCGCCCUCUCGGUCCACCCAAGCAACAAGAAAGCGUCGUCGUAGUGUGGCAGACGAUGACUCCGACGAUGACUUUGACCAAGAUGACCGCGAGCUCGAUAUCCAGUCCUGCCGGGCCCACAAGCCCAGCAAGCGGAAACGAGUGUCAAGCGAAGAUGGCGAUCCGGGAAAUCAGCUCCGGGGCGACCUAAUGGCAAGCAGCCAGCCCGCGCAGACCCAAGAGCAAGAAAAUUCUACCCCACCCACUUCUACCCAGCUCGAGUCUCCGCAGCCAACCCCAUCGCAGACUGCAAUAGCCCGUAUCAACGCCAUCGAUCCGCCGCCUAGUCAGUCUCGUUGGUCACAACUGGGUCCUUUUGACACCGCGGCCCCCAGGAAGAGAUGGUCUGCAAACGAGGAAGAACGUCUCGUCGACCUGGUCACACGUAGUGGCCCGAGAUGGGCCGAUAUCAAGAGAAUUGACGCUGUUUGCCCCCGAUCCGACGGCGGCCCUCUGUUGACCCACCGCACCCAAGUCCAGCUCAAGGACAAGGCGCGUAACAUCAAGAAGAAAUACAUUCGAGAGGGCCGACCGCUCCCGAAGAACUUUGACCAAAUUACGUGCUAG
This is a messenger RNA of Penicillium argentinense, 2817 nucleotides long. Its product is annotated as telomere repeat binding factor family protein. NCBI's taxonomy places the organism in Eukaryota, Fungi, Ascomycota, Eurotiomycetes, Eurotiales, Aspergillaceae. The transcript has 4 exons. Gene Ontology annotation, molecular function: double-stranded telomeric DNA binding. The record is from RefSeq and is a predicted model, not a curated record. The coding region runs from base 1 to 2817 and encodes 938 amino acids. Gene Ontology annotation, biological process: telomere maintenance via telomere lengthening.